GCAGAGAAGGUAGUCCAAACCCAAACGACUCCAACGCGAAGUUGAGAGAGAGAGAGAGAGAGAGGGGAGAGAGUAACCGAGCAAAAUCUAUGAAGAUAAAGAAGUAAAAUUCCAAAGGGGAAUCGAUUCGAUCUAGCGGUGCGAUCGAAGAAGAGGAUUUUUGGGGGAAUUUUGGUUUAGUGAUCAGAGAACAGUCGGAUUGAAUCAGAUCUCGAUCGGCAAUGCGUGGAGAUGUGAACGGAGUGACGGCGAACAUGGCGGAGCAGCAGUACGUGAAGGCGAAGACGUCAGUGUGGUGGGACAUAGAGAACUGCCAGGUGCCCAAGGUGUGCGACGUCCACGCCAUCGCCCAGAAUAUUAGUUCGGCGCUGGUCAAGAUGAACUACUGCGGCCCCGUCUCCAUCUCCGCCUACGGCGACACCAAUCGCAUCCCCGCCUCUGUACAGCACGCGCUCUCCAGCACCGGCAUCGCCCUCAAUCACGUCCCAGCAGGUGUAAAAGAUGCAAGUGACAAGAAGAUUCUUGUUGAUAUGCUUUUCUGGGCAGUAGAUAACCCUGCUCCUUGCAAUUAUCUGCUUAUUUCCGGAGACAGGGACUUCUCUAAUGCUCUACACCAGUUACGCAUGAGAAGAUAUAAUAUUCUUCUCGCACAACCACAGAAAGCAUCGGCACCCCUCAUUGCUGCAGCAAAGAGUGUGUGGCUUUGGACAAGCCUCUCGGCUGGAGGUCCCCCACUUACGAGUGGUGAAUCGUCUCAGCUUGCUAAUGGUGGUACCAAUUCCUUUAACCCAGAAAUGCCGCAGCAGUCGAUGCCUGAAAAUCAUCAGACUAACCAAUCGAUACCUUACUUUGACAAUCAAGCUGGGGGAAAUCAGAAGCUUUCUAACGGUGGAAGGGGUGGUGAUCCUAAGCAGAAAGGGAAGGCUAACAGGAAAAAUCAAAAUCAAAAUCAACCCAACAUAUCAAGAGCAUCAAGUGUGCCGGUUGGGGUCCAAGAUGACAAGAAUAAUGAUUAUCCUUACCAAACAGAUCAGACACAGGCAAAGCAGUUUAGGAAAGCUCCACACGAAUUCUUUGGUGCUAGUGAGAAUCCUGUUUCCACUAGCUGGUCUACGCCCAAUUUCUUCCCUGGAAAUUCUGUCCCUUCUGGAAGUAAUGGAAAUAGUUUUCUAGGUCAGCAAAACCAGUAUCCUCCUCAUUUGAGGCCGAACAACCUCCAUAUGCCACCUAAUUUUGGACUGGAUAAUAUGUACCCUCCGAAUUCUCAUAGUCAUGGUUUUCGACCUAUUCCUCCCAGACCUGAUGGCCCUCGAUUUUCUUCAGCUCCACCUACAAAUGUGCCUGACAUGGGUAAGCUAAAUAUCUUUGAUUACCCCAAUUAUGCUCAAAAUCCACCCAGGUUUCCACAUCGAACUGGAGAAGAGUAUAAUAGACCAAGGUCUAGUGAGUCGAAGAAUCCUAGCAGCUCUAAUGGACCCCAAAAAAGCCAUAAUGGACCCCAAAAAGGCCAUAAUAUGCAGGGGGGUGGCCAGCCGUUUCAUCAUGAUUCCAUGAACAACAGGUAUCCUCGUGGUUCUGAAUAUCGUCCUCCUUCAUCCCCCCCCAUUAUAGCAAAUGACAUUCCCAGUAAUGGUACCUGGGGAAGUCAAGGUUGUGCACCACCUUCUGAACAUGUUCAAGGCCUUAUUGGUGUUAUUCUACUAGCCCUGAACUCCUUGAAAGUAGAGAAAAUUAUGCCUACUGAAGCAAACAUUACUGAUUGCAUCCGUUAUGGGGAUCCAAAACACCGAAAUACCGAUGUAAGGAAGGCCUUGGAUUAUGCAAUAGAGCAACAUAUGGUAGUGAAGCAGAACCUGGGUGCUGCACUUCCAAUGUAUAUUGGCAAAAAGCAAAAAUUAUGGAAGUGUGUGAAUCUUAUAGGCGGUAAUCUUAAUCUCUACUCUAAAGCUACAUGGGAGAAGUUACAGAAUUUUCUGAGUUCAUCAGAUGGACGAUCGGCAAUAAUGGCUUCUCAAUGCAAAUAUGAAGCAGCUACAAUUUUGAAAAAAAAUUGCUUGCAAGAGCUUGCUUUGGGUGAAGUACUCCAGAUGUUGAAUAUGUCAAUUGCUAUGAAGAAAUGGAUCAUUCAUCAUCAGUCAGGAUGGCAACCAAUUUCUAUUACCCUUCCAGAGACUAAACCUGAAGUAGCUUCUGAAUCUGGUACUUGGAUUUAAUCAACUACUCUUUAGGUGCAGCAAGUGGCUCUAAGAUGGUCACACCUGCAAGAGUAUUAUCAGUUUAUUCGACCUUUGACAAAUGGGUUUACUUUUGAAAAAAUAUUCACAUUAGAGUAUCUAAAGAACUAAUGGGAUGGAAAACACUGUGAACCAAGUAAGUAGAACUAGGAUUCCCUGUCUUUUCUUCCUUUUUUUUUCCUACCUCCAAUUUUCCUUUCAUCCUUGCUCCCUUGGGGUACUUGAUGAGCUUCUAAAGAAUGUAGUAAUGCUGAUAACGGAAGCCUAUUACACUAUCAAAGUUCUUACAAGCUGCCUAUGUUACAAAUUUUUUUGUUCAUUACAAAUCAUGGAAGGAAGUAUGUCAGGAGGAAGUGUAAUAUCAUGUUUCAGCAUAUGAAGGCGUAGGCAAGAUUAUGAAGCUGUGGACAAGUUUAAACAUGUUUUUUCUCGAUAGGCAAGACUAUGAAGCUGUGGAAAAGUUUAAGCAUGUUCUUUUUGGAUCAAAUGACUAUGUUAUGCAGACAUUAUGAUUCGACUGCCCAUGUAAAUGAACUUUAUUGAAGACACUCAAGAUCGGGUAUAUGCGACGUAUGGAUUGGGGUUCUAUGUUGAUUAUUGCUACAGCAUGGGGCUUGCUAUUUUACUUAAAGAGAAGAAAGUUUGCAGAGGAACUGCAUAGAGGCCGACGCAUCAUUUUGAAGUAUGUCCAUUUAAGAAAGUAAAGGUAAGCUAUCCUGCCAAACACUUACCUGUAGGAUGCGAUGUCUGGAGUCUGGUGUGGCUAGUAGCUGUAGUAGCAUGUGCAUGGAGAUUGCAAAUUAAAUUUGGACAAGUGUUUUGUAUCCUAUUUGGAUUAAUCAUUUUAUGGUAGAAAUCGUUUGUAUAUUCUUGUGUUUUUGUUUUUCUGAUUCAUCCUUCAUGUUAGUUUACAAGUAAUAAAAUAUGUUUGGCAACUUUGUUUCCUUGAAA
This is a messenger RNA of Rosa rugosa (rugosa rose), 3185 nucleotides long. RefSeq lists its product as uncharacterized. The coding region runs from base 222 to 2213 and encodes 663 amino acids. Gene Ontology annotation, molecular function: RNA nuclease activity. Gene Ontology annotation, cellular component: peroxisome. The transcript is spliced from 3 exons. Gene Ontology annotation, biological process: regulation of gene expression. The record is from RefSeq and is a predicted model, not a curated record. NCBI's taxonomy places the organism in Eukaryota, Viridiplantae, Streptophyta, Magnoliopsida, Rosales, Rosaceae.